AUGACGUUUCUCGGUAUUCGUCAGAAAGUCGUCGGAAGAGAAUCCCCCUGUUUUCUUGUAGUGUUGUUUUGUUAUUGCUCCGAUUAUUGCAGUAACGUUGGGAGGAUUAUUGUUAAGGGGUAUGACGCCAAGCUUCCACAUGAUGAUGUUGAAAGCGCUUUGAGAAAAGUUUUCUCAUCAUGUGGAGAGAUCAAUGAUAUUUUUAUUUGCGAAACUGAAUAUCGUCUCUACAGUGAUGCUAUUAUUUAUUUCAUCGGAGAAGGCGCAGCAGAAAAGGCUUUGCAACUUAGUGGAAGUGACGUUGGAGGAUGGAAGCCCAUUGUUACACCUUAUCCUUUUCCGGAAACUGCAGGCCGUUCCCUUAUCGUUUGUGUUACUGGAUAUGACAACUCCCUUAGUAAGAUUAAAAUCGAGCGGGCAUUGCGUCAACAUUUCUCUUCAUGUGGACGGUUGCGUGACUUCGACAUUUCCAAGAAGUUUGCUUCAGCUGAAUUUGGUAUUGUCGGAGAAGAUGCGCAAGACAAGGUGAUGGAGCUUGAUGGAAGCGACAUGGGUGGACGCGAAAUACAUGUUAAGGUUACUUCUGGGGCAGUAACUGCUGUCCACACGAGGCGUUAUCGUAGCAUACCUAACAGGAGGGCUUGUAAGGUGCAACGAUGUUAAGUAUCAUACAAUGGAGGAGCCUUUCUAUAUAAUUAUGUUCUAUGCUUUUUUUUCUUG
Messenger RNA from Brassica rapa (field mustard), 720 nucleotides. Its product is annotated as nucleolin 1. The record is from RefSeq and is a predicted model, not a curated record. Lineage: Eukaryota; Viridiplantae; Streptophyta; Magnoliopsida; Brassicales; Brassicaceae. Gene Ontology annotation, molecular function: nucleic acid binding.